UCACCAAUCCUCCUUCUCGUCCCUCUCCACCCAUUUUGCACAGCAGCGACGACCAAACAUGUCGGGCCAACAGCCGGUGUUUGUCAUGAACGCUGGUCCGGAGCGCCAGCAUGGACGCAAGGCACAGAUCUCCAAUAUCCAGGCGGCAAAGACUGUGUCAGACGUCAUUCGGACAUGCCUUGGACCCAAGGCGAUGCUGAAGAUGAUUCUCGACCCCAUGGGUGGCAUCUUGCUCACAAAUGACGGCAAUGCUAUCCUUCGUGAAAUCGAGGUCGGCCAUCCGGCCGCCAAGAGCAUGAUCGAGCUGAGCAGGACGCAGGACGAGGAGGUCGGUGACGGUACCACGAGUGUCAUCAUUCUUGCCGGAGAGAUGCUCGCCCACUCACUACCCCUCCUCGAACGCAACAUUCACCCCGUCGUCAUCAUUUCGGCCUACAAGAAGGCGCUGGCCGAGGCUCUCGAAAUUAUCGAAAGGAUCAGCGUGCCGGUAGACGUGGACAACGAAGAGGAGAUGCUGGCACUCAUCAAGACUUCAAUUGGCACCAAGUUUGUCUCUCGGUGGUCGGACCAAAUGUGCCGCCUGGCACUCAAGGCGGUGCGGACCGUGGCCACAGUCGACGAGGGAAGCGGAGGCAGAGAGUCAAAGACGGUGGACAUCAAGCGGUAUGCGAGGGUUGAGAAGGUGCCCGGAGGCGAGAUUGAAGGAUCAAAGGUCCUCGACGGCGUCAUGCUGGCCAAGGAUGUGACCCACCCCAAGAUGAGGAGACGCAUCGACAAUCCCCGAAUUCUGCUUCUCGACUGCCCUCUCGAGUACAAGAAGGGAGAGUCACAGACCAACAUCGAGAUUACAAAAGAAGAGGACUGGAACCGGAUUCUGGAGAUUGAGGAAGAGCAGAUCAAGAUCAUGUGCAACCGCAUCAUCGAGCACAAGCCAGACCUCGUCUUCACCGAGAAGGGCGUCUCGGACCUGGCCCAGCACUUUUUGCUCAAGCAGAACAUCACGGCCAUCCGCAGGGUGCGCAAAUCGGACAACAACCGCAUUGCUCGGGCGACUGGCGCGACGAUUGUCAACCGUGUCGAGGAUUUGCGUGAUGCCGACAUCGGCACAAAGUGUGGCCUCUUUCACAUUGAGAAGCUCGGCGACGAGUAUUUCACCUUCCUGGAGAAGUGCAAGGACCCUAGGGCAUGUACCAUCCUUCUCCGAGGCCCAUCCAAGGAUAUUCUCAACGAAGUCGACCGAAACCUCGCCGAUGCCAUGUCCGUGGCUCGCAACGUCGUCUUCAACCCCAUUUUGGCUCCCGGUGGCGGUGCGACCGAGAUGGCCGUAUCGACGGGCUUGUACGACUUUGCCAGAUCGGUCGAGGGCGUGGAAGUGGGGCCGAUCAAGGCCGUGGCAGAGGCGAUGGAGGUCAUUCCGCGCACGCUCAUCCAAAAUUGCGGCGGAAACGCCAUCAAGACUCUCACGGCGCUCCGGGCAAAACACGCCAUGGGGGAGCACUCGUACGGCGUCGACGGAAACACUGGCAAGGUUGUUGAGAUGAAGGAGUAUGGCCUGUAUGAGAGCGCCGCCGUCAAGAUCCAGACGCUCAAGACCGCUAUUGAGUCUGCUUCGCUACUCCUCCGCGUCGACGAUGUCGUGUCAGCGAGACGAGCCCGACAGGAAGGCGGCGGAGGUGGCGCGCCCCAAAUGGCACCUCCCGGCGAGGGUGAAAUGCCCGGCGAGAUGCCGGAGAUGUAAUUCGAGAUCAUUGUCAAUGUCUAGCAAAGAAAAGAGUCACAUUAUUCUCAUCAUGAAGUCUCUUUCUCUCCUCGUUGCCAAUCACUUGCCCUUUCCGCCAAAUGGAUUCAAAC
Messenger RNA from Acaromyces ingoldii, 1851 nucleotides. RefSeq names its product putative CCT3-chaperonin of the TCP1 ring complex. The transcript has 5 exons. Gene Ontology annotation, cellular component: chaperonin-containing T-complex. NCBI's taxonomy places the organism in Eukaryota, Fungi, Basidiomycota, Exobasidiomycetes, Exobasidiales, Cryptobasidiaceae. The record is from RefSeq and is a predicted model, not a curated record. Gene Ontology annotation, molecular function: ATP-dependent protein folding chaperone; ATP binding; ATP hydrolysis activity. Gene Ontology annotation, biological process: protein folding. The coding region runs from base 59 to 1738 and encodes 559 amino acids.